GGAAACCGGGAGGACCGACAAGUCUUUCAAAGAUCCAGGAGAAGCAAGCCAGUAGUGAAGAGGAGGACAAUGGGGCCUCUGGAGUGGUAGAAAGCACUGAGGGUGAAGGUGUCAUCAUGACCCCAAAUCUCAACAUGCUGAUGCUGCUAUUGGCCGUCACCACGGUAACGGUUCUGGCCCAGAAGCGGCGCCCGGCAUCAAAGCCGAAAGUCACCACGGACGAGUGGAACUUCAGGGAUGGCUCUGAUAAGGUGAACAUGCGCGGCAUUGCUAACCUGACUCAGACCCUUGACGACUGGAGGUUCGACAUCCUGAGCCAGAUGAGAGGACUCCUGCAGAACGACCACCAGUCUGUGCUGCCUGACUACGCCAGGAUCCAGCCGCUGUCUGAGGCUUUAAACGACCUCUACACGGAGUUCAAUGCCCUCAAAGCUCACCUGGGCGACCUGACCGAGAAGUUCAGCGCCAUUGAAACCUUCAUUGACGAGGUCAAGGAAAGCCGCACCACCAACACCAACGCUGAUGCAGGCUCCACCCCCAGCGGGGGCAUCGUCCCCGUCGUCCCCGUCGUCAGGCAGGGCGGGAGGAGGGUGAUAAAGAAAAAGCCAACGACUUCCUAAACAGCCAAAAUGAUGUUUGUUUCUUCUUCUCAGGCUUUCUUAUCUCUGUGUCCUGAUCCUCCUUUGAUGUCAUUGUUAUCACAUGUUAUAUAUCGUACCAAGGCACUCCCAGUUUAAAAACUCUGGAUAUAUUAAGUUGAACUUGGCAUGUUGCCGAGAUCAACUUAAUAUUCGUUUUUUGAUAUAUUGCGAUAUUUUCUCUAAAUACAUAUUGUUUUUCUGUUAUGCAUUUUUAAUUACCUGUACACAAAGUGGUACAAUUCACAAUUGGUUUAAAAACAUAUAUUUGGUCCUUCCAUUAAAUAGGAAAAAGAUCUUAGUUUGUGUGCAUGAAAUUGACAUUUAGGAUGCAUUUUGGGUUACAUUACAUUGGAUGCAUUGCAUUGUGGGAUUAUGAGAAGAAAACUGUCCAUGCCAUGAUCACAUUGUAGAUUCUUUAUCCACCGCCGGCGGGGGUUACGGGGCUUAACGGGCUUUUUUUACGAAACUGUGUCUCAAGGCUUCUUAAAAUGUAAUAAACUAUGAAUGUGUCAUACUCACUUAACGGGAAGAAACUAAGCUAACUGACUAUAUGAUCAAUUUUUACCGAAACAUAACACAAGUCUCACAAGAAGCGUGUAAAUGAGCCACUUAGCACAGAACUCUAGGUAUAAAUCGAUCGAUAUACUUAUCGGAUCUGCACAAACAAGCUUUGCUAGAAAGCUGAGAUUCCACAGGUUCUAGAAAUAUAAGUAUCAUCACUGAGCGAUCAGAACUCGCAACAGGGGAAGCAAAACCAG
Messenger RNA from Gymnodraco acuticeps, 1399 nucleotides. RefSeq lists its product as uncharacterized. The coding region runs from base 117 to 620 and encodes 167 amino acids. The transcript has 4 exons. The record is from RefSeq and is a predicted model, not a curated record. Lineage: Eukaryota; Metazoa; Chordata; Actinopteri; Perciformes; Bathydraconidae.